AUGCUCACUGCUACCAAGCACGAAACACCCGCUGCGAAUUCGUGUGAGAAUCCUGCUCAAAUUCCACUAUUACUCGAAAGAGGAAUCCUCCAAAUACGCCCUGAUCAUCUUGAAGGGAAGGUUAAGGAACUAAACACCCCCCGGGUAACUCUCAAACACUUCCUGCUGAGUUUAAGGAAGCGAGUAUGUGAACUGGGGCGAGAACUCCCCCUUGCUAAGAGUCGACCAACACCCUCAUGGAUGAAAUCCAGGGAAACUAGAGCUCGACUCGUCCCACUAAUCAAAGCUUGGGUAGACCUCGAAGCCUUCAUCGUCUUCCUCCUGGAAGGGUAUGGAAAGCGUUUGACAAGUAUAUCUUGUUUCCAAGAGGGUGUAAGAAGGAGGUUACGGUGUCGCACGAGAGGGGAUGAAUUGAUCAUCAAGUCUGGGUCCGAAGUCUACGCAGCAGAAAAAUCGAAUCUUCCUCUUUCAUUGAGAAUGGACUUCGAAACUACUUAUGAACAAGGCAUCUCUGGAUACACUACCAGAUACAGCGGAGAGUUAACAGGAUGGUUCACGGGGCACAUAAUACUUGCAACCUUGGUCCAGUGUAACCAUCUAGGACUCGUAAUUCAAGCUGUGUCAGCUAUAAUGCAAACAUUUGUCCAUGAGAAGGCAGUAAGCCCUACAAAACUGAAGCAAGUUAGCAAGAAAGAACAUGCAAGAGAGAGAGCCUUGGAUGAUGCCCUGAACCAUCCCUAUCCCUCGCAAAACGCAGCGGUUUGCAUGACUUUCGAUGUUAUAGACGAAGGGAUAGCGGAGAAGACUGCCAUAACCCAUACUAAUCUGCCCCUUCGAUGUUUUCCUGCAAGACAUCGAGGCAUUAAGAUCAACUAUACCAGCAAUAUUGAAGGUUUAGCAACCAUGAAUGAUCGAACGGCGGAGGCUCCUGAGCACUGUGAUGGUGGCUUCGAAGGCAAGCAUGACGAAUUUCGAGAACCUAAGACAUUAGUGGAUAUGAAAGAUUCGUUAAGUGGUGUCAUGGACAGGACAGUAAGUCUUGAUCUCGGGACUCCUGAGGAGGAUCGUCGGUGGUUAUCAGAGAGAUUGCGCAGAAAUGCAGCAACUUUCAGAGCUACUGGCCAUCACAUAGGACGCUUAGAAGUGUGUGGUACCUCAUUCGCAAAGGGAGAAAGCACUGGUCGACAGCAUGGGAUUCAGAUUGAAGCUGGGGUAAUUGAGCCGUCUACCAGCCCAGGGGCAUUUCUAGAGAGCCCAAGACCUAUGCUCGAUGAAUCCCUCAUGUCUCGACAGUCAGACGUUACGCCAACACUAUCAAGAGCAUGGCUGGUGUUACCCCUCCUCAACCCUUCAGCUGAAUUCGCUUGGCUGACUUUACAGAGCCAGGCUUUGAGACUGCGUCAGUUGACAGAAUUGCCUCUGGAACUCAGGAAUGCAUCUACGACCCCUGGUAGAAUCAUACCAGAAGACCUGACUCCAUUCCUAUUGUUCGUCACAUUUGGACUUUGCAGGAGUCAGCUUGAAAUCGAACCAUCGAACGAAUGGGGGGCUACUAGGCCUGAAAACACUAUCCAAGUGGUCACCUACUGGAGUAGAAUGGCGAUGAGAUCGACUGGAAGUAAUUAUGACGCUAGAGAAUACGAAACCCUUGGCCUGAAAGAGGAUCUUGUGGAAUACGCUGCCCUACUAGUUGGGGCGCGAGUUCACGGAUGUGCCAAUCGUCGAGUGGCAGCAUGGGGGGCUGUGACUAUCGCUGUACGCCGAGCAAGUCGGGUUUGCUCUAUGAUCAAUCCUCUUUCACAGCUGUUACAAAUUCUGCUAUAUGACGAAAACGUCAAUUAUCGAGUGGCAGGCUGGGGGGCUGCACUAGUCACUUACCCAAACCCUAGGAUUGUAAGCCAAAUUGAACAAGAGGUAAUCUCUCUAACAUGGAUCGGUCAUGCUGCCCCUGUUCCGCGCGAGUUAAUGGAAGUUCCCAUCCUCGAGCAGCAGUAUGGGGAGCAGCAUCUGUCACUUGCCCUAAACUUGGGAUGGUACUUCAAGCAGCAACUACUGGACGAGAAAUUAUCCCUGCUUGCCAUAGCCCCAGAAUCACGCAUGGUACAAGGCGCUUAA
Molecule: messenger RNA, 2115 nt
Organism: Laccaria bicolor S238N-H82
Lineage: Eukaryota; Fungi; Basidiomycota; Agaricomycetes; Agaricales; Hydnangiaceae
Exons: 2
Coding region: 1-2115 (704 amino acids)
Source: RefSeq, a predicted model, not a curated record